UGAAACAUUAUCGUUAUUAGAAUAGUGUAUAUUUAUUAGAAAACACUUAAAGAAGCUCCGGUUGUGCAGAAUAAAAUUGUUGUUAAAGUAAAGAUUUCAAGAAAUGGAUUGAUGGAAGGAUUUGUUCCAAGUCUAUUAUGGAAAAAAUAUGACAGAAAAUAAACCAAUACACAAAACGGUAACAAAAAGCAAUACAUUAGUCGUUGUUGCUAUUGAUUUUGGGACAACUUAUAGUGGAUAUGCAUUUUCGUUCCUGGAUAAACCGGAUAAAAUUGAAACAAAUGAAGCCUGGAUAGCCGGAUCGGCACAGCUAAUGUCACUCAAAUGUCCAACAGCAGUGUUGCUAACACCAGAGAAGGAGUUUCAUUCAUUUGGCUUUGAAGCUGAGGACAAAUUUGCUGAUUUGGCAGAAGAUGACGAACACCAUGACUGGUAUCUUUUUAGACGGUUCAAAAUGAGUCUCUAUUCUACAGGAAAGGAUUUACAAAUAAACACAACGAUAGAAGAUAUAGCAGGAAAAAGUGCUCCAGCGAUAGACAUUAUUUCACAUUCAAUUCGCUUUUUGAAAAAGCACGCUUUAGAAACGUUAAAUCUGAGAACAAUUGGAAUAAGGGAGAGUGAAAUACAAUAUGUAAUGACAGUACCAGCAAUAUGGAAUGAACGUGCGAAACAGUUCAUGAGAAGAGCCGCAAAUAAGGCUGGCAUUCCAAACAACUUCCUUACACUCGCUUUAGAACCUGAGGCAGCGUCUAUAUGGUGUCAAGUUGUAACUGAAGACACGCCCGCUGAUGCUGAACUGUCUGCGAACUAUAUGGUUGUUGAUUUAGGAGGAGGAACAGCUGACAUAACUGUUCAUCAAAAGAUGGAUGACGGAAGUUUGAAAGAACUUCAUAAGGCAAGUGGCGGAGCAUGGGGUGGUAAUGAAGUAGACAAAGCCUUUAUAGAAAUAUUUAAAGAGAUUAUUGGCGAAAAGGCCAUGGAAAAGUUCAUACAAGAAGAAAUGCCGAACUACUUUGAUCUUCUAAGAGAAUUUGAAACAAAAAAGCGCACAAUAACAACGGAUACUGCUGGGAAAAUUGCGUUUAAAAUCCCUGCUUGUCUAAGAGAAUUUGCGGAGUCUGACGGUGAAAGUGUGAAACAAAAAAUUGCCAAUUCAAGAUUUAAGAAUAUUGUCACGUGGACAGGGGAUAAAUUGAGGAUUGAAAAGGCUACUGUUAAAAAGCUAUUCGAUGUUUCGAUUAACAAAUUGAUUAACCAUGUGAAAGAGUUAUUUACUGAACCGAAGCUAGAAGAUGUUGUCACAGUGAUUCUAGUGGGCGGAUUCGGAGAAUGCGCCCUGGUGAAAGCAGCAUUUAAAGAGUCUUUUCCUGAUAAAAGGCUGAUGAUUCCACCUAGGGCCGGUUUAGCUGUUCUGAAAGGAGCUGUUAGAUUUGGCCAUUUUCCAAGAAUGGUGUCAAGAAGAAUAUCACAAUUUACAAUCGGAAGGGAAGGCUGGCCAGUCUUUCAAACACAUCAUGAUCCUGACAAACAAGUUGAAGUGGACGGAAUUUUGAGAUGCAAAAAUGUGUUUCAUAAAAUGGUAAGCAUUGAUCAAGAAAUCCCAAUAUUACAUUCACACGUUGAAGAAACGGAACCUAUUGGUGCAGAAGGAAUGAUAUAUUUAUUUAGCUCAACGAAACAAGAAGUCAAGUACACAACGGACCCGGAUUGCGAGGCGUUAGGGAGUCUUUUUUUCAAAGUCCCAGAAUCUCCAAAUAAAGAAGACAGAAAAGUUGCAAUCUCGUACAUGUUUGGUGAAACGGAAAUACAUGUACAUGUGAGAAGUUUAAAAUCGAAUGAGGAAUUUGAAGCUUGGUUUACCAGUUUUCCUGAAAGCGAGUAAAUGGUAGGACAGAGUAUCAGCUUUCUGCCCGCUUUAACAAGUCUUUAUGUUGAUAGACGUAUAAUAGACUACUACAGAGUUGCUUCCCUUAU
Messenger RNA from Ruditapes philippinarum (Manila clam), 1974 nucleotides. Its product is annotated as heat shock 70 kDa protein 12B-like. Lineage: Eukaryota; Metazoa; Mollusca; Bivalvia; Venerida; Veneridae. The coding region runs from base 149 to 1882 and encodes 577 amino acids. The transcript is spliced from 5 exons. The record is from RefSeq and is a predicted model, not a curated record. Gene Ontology annotation, molecular function: ATP binding; ATP-dependent protein folding chaperone.